Molecule: messenger RNA, 3252 nt
Organism: Durotheca rogersii
Lineage: Eukaryota; Fungi; Ascomycota; Sordariomycetes; Xylariales; Xylariaceae
Product: putative NRPS-like enzyme
Exons: 5
Coding region: 1-3201 (1066 amino acids)
Molecular function (GO): phosphopantetheine binding
Source: RefSeq, a predicted model, not a curated record
AUGGCUGCCGAACACGCGAGUGUUGCCCGUUGGCAGGACGACUUAUUCCCGCACAUCGUGGAUCGGUUAGCUCGGGAGACGCCCGAUGCUGUAUACGGCUUAUGGCCCAGCAGCCCGACCACCUACGAGGACGGCUUCCGCACCGUCACAUACGCUCAACUGGCCAAUGUCGUCAACGGCCUGGCCUGGUGGAUUAGCGAGGAACUCGGUCCCGGUCAAGGCCAUGAGGUCUUAACGUACAUGGGGCCUAAUGAUGUGCGGCUUACUGCCCUAGCCUUGGCUGCACUUAAGACAGGCUAUGUGAUCUUCUUCACAUCACCACGCAACAGCCCCGCAGCACAUAAGGGGCUCUUCAGCUCCCUCAAGUGUCGAACCUUGCUAACAACAGACCCAAUGCCGCCACUUGCCCUACCCAUCCUUGAGACAGUCCAGCCGCGUAAACUCGCGAUACCGAGCGUGGGCCAGUUACUCGGACACUCUUAUCCGCACUUUGCCUUCGGGAAAUCCUUUGAGCAGGGUCGCUGGGAUCCUGUUUUGAUUUUGCACACGUCUGGGUCGACGGGCUUACCAAAACCCGUCGUUUGGACUCAGGAAUCGGCAAGGCGACACUGCAAUGCUACGAGCCAUGAACCCCCAGAGGGGUGGACUUCACUCGACCGCACGGUCCAAGGUAAACGGGUGAUGUCGACAUUGCCUCCGUUCCAUGGGGCCGGCUUAGGACAGUUUUUCCUUUACGCUAUCCCCUUCGGGAAUGUUGUGAUUGCACCAGCAACCACGGCUAUUGUUACUGCACGGGGCCUUGUCGAUGCCCUCAAACAAACGCCGGCAGACGUAGCUUUACUGGUGCCGUCCGUGGUCGCCGAGUUAGCACAGGCUCCUGAGCUCCUUUCCUACUGCGCAGAUCAUCUCGAGCUCGUCAUUUAUAUCGGAGGCGACCUGCCGCAAGCCAUCGGCGAUCGUGUUGCAGCAAGGAUGCCUCUGCAUGGCCGGUGGGGCACGUCUGAAGUCGGCACCCCCCCACAGAUAAUAUUACCGGCCGGGUCAGGGACGCACGACUGGCAUUAUAUCUAUUUCGACCCUUGUGCUGGCGUUGCUUUCGACGAGGUUGUAGAUGGUGCCUAUGAGUUGGUGAUACGGCGUGACGAAGCUCUUGCUGACACCCAAAACGUAUUUGCGAUACCGGGGCAGCAGCACCUUGAGAAAGAAUAUCGCACCGGUGAUUUGUUUAAGCCACACCCAACUGCGCCCAACGCAUGGCGCUGGCAAGCCCGCGCCGACGAUAUCAUAGUCUUUCUUAAUGGCGAGAAGUCGAACCCCGUAUCCAUGGAACAGCAUAUCUUGAGUCGCAACUCUGAUCUUAGCGGCGCUCUCGUCAUAGGCUCCCAGCGGUUCCAAGCGGCUCUGUUGAUCGAACCGGCAGCGGCAGCAGCUCCCCUGAGUACGGCAGAGCAGGCUGCCUUGAUCGAGCGCGUCUGGCCUAGUGUUGACGAGGCGAAUCAGAUGGCGCCGGCCCAUGCGCGAGUCGAAAAGAGGCUGAUACUAGUGACUAGCCCUGGCCGACCCAUGAUUCGAGCAAGCAAGGGAACCAUCCAGCGGCCCAUCAGUUUGUCUCAAUACGCAGCAGAGAUCGACAAGCUUUACGCGGACGUUGAGAUGACUCUAGAAGAUGAACCGACAGAUGCGCCACUAGACCUAGCUAAUAGAGAUGUAGUCGCACUCCGCGUUGUCGAGAGUGUAUCGGCUGUUACUGGCUGGUCGAGCCUAGAUGAUGGUGUUGGUUUCUUUGAUCGUGGGAUGGACUCUUUACAGGCGCUCCAGAUCACACGCGCUCUCCGGCGCAGCCUACACCUCCCUACUCUUGCCUUAUCCACAGUCUAUCAGAAUCCUACGGUUUCCCAGUUAACCUCAGCUCUCUUAGGGGAAGGGAAGGGUCCCGGAGAUGAAGACAUCAUGGCUACAUUCUUGGAUACGUACCGUGGACUCAUCCAUCAGAUACCGGCAUCCAAGUCUCCCUUUCCCGGCCAGGGGUGGGGAUUGAUCAAUGUCAUUUUGACGGGCUCUACUGGAACGAUAGGCAGAUACCUAUUACGCGCUCUACUUGAUCGUCCAGGGAUUGGCCAUAUCUUUUGUCUUAAUCGUGGCAAAGACGGCGGGAGCGCGGCCCAGAGCUCAGGGUUCGCCUCUGCUGGGCUGACGAGGGACGGUCUCAAAAAUCGAGUGACUUUCUUAGAGGCGGAUUUCGCACACCCCUCACUUGGUCUCGGCAACGCGAGAUACGAAGCACUACGCAGCCACGUUAGCCUCAUCAUCCACAACGCCUGGGCAGUGAAUUUCAACCUAGGCCUAGCGUCGUUCCGGCCGCAGUUGGCAGGAUUGGUGAACCUAUUUAAGCUCUCGGCCACCGCAGAACACCUUAUCAAGUUGUUCUUCGUCUCUUCCGUUGGUGCCGUAAGCGGUCGAUCAGUCGAUGCCGGACCGGCACCCGAGACGGUGCUGGAGUCUUUUGGCAUGCCAUAUGCGAACGGAUACUCGCGGAGCAAGUUACUAUCCGAGCUCCUCUGCGAUACCGCAGCUCGGCAUCUGAGGAUCCCCGUAACGAUUGCGCGCGUGGGUCAAGUGGCCGGAGCUGCCCGCCAAGGUGGCGAGUGGAAACGCUCUGAGUGGUUUCCGAGCCUCGUGAUUAGUUCUCUUCACCUCACUUGCUUGCCGGAUAGCCUAGGGUCUCAGUUCUCCACGAUUGAUUGGAUCCCUUCCGACCUGCUAGCCGAAACGAUGAUUGAUCUCGCGCUCAACCCCAAGUCCAAGUCAGCGACCAGCUCCGGCGCUGAGGUGUUCAAUCUGCGUAACCCUCACACCGUGACAUGGGGUGAGGUUUUGCCUACGAUCAUCGCCGCGGCUCAGGAGCAUGUGGGGAAAAUACUGCCGGUGGUAUCGCCGUCAGCCUGGUUAGGUAGACUGGAGGAAAGCGUGGCAGCCGCGGAGAACGGCGGCAGCGAUAUGUUGGUUACUGUGGCUUCGUUUAACCCAGCCAUGAAACUGCUGGACUUCUAUCGCGAAGGGCUAUGGUCUCUGGGGGCGGCGUCGAAUCCAAUGUCAGUAGAAUGUGCGCUAGCAGCCAGCGCAACUCUACGUGAAAUGUCACCUGUGGGCACCGAGUGGAUGCGGAAAUGGAUUAAGGAGUGGACGUCAUCGGCUGAAUAAGGGCGUUGUUCCAGAAGACAAUAGCGCAUCGCCAUAUUAGUCAUAUCCAAC